Molecule: messenger RNA, 3176 nt
Organism: Erigeron canadensis
Lineage: Eukaryota; Viridiplantae; Streptophyta; Magnoliopsida; Asterales; Asteraceae
Product: protein SEMI-ROLLED LEAF 2-like
Exons: 18
Coding region: 19-3003 (994 amino acids)
Source: RefSeq, a predicted model, not a curated record
UUUUCUUUAACUUUGAAAAUGAGUGUUGUUUCCGGGGUGAUAUCAAGGCAAGUUUUGCCGGCAUGUGGUAGCCUUUGUUGCUUCUGCCCUGGUUUAAGAACAAGGUCUAGGCAGCCAGUUAAGAGGUACAAGAAGCUGAUCUCCGAUAUAUUUCCUAAUUCACUGGAUGAGGAACCAAAUGAUCGGAAGAUUGGCAAACUAUGUGAAUAUGCUGCAAGAAACCCUUUACGGAUACCUAAGAUCACAGCCACCCUUGAGCAACGCUGUUACAAGGAAUUAAGAAAUCAAAACUUUCGAGGUGCAAGAAUUGUCAUGUGUAUAUACCGAAAGCUAUUGUUUUCAUGCAAGGACCAAAUGCCCCUUUUUGCUAGUAGUUUGCUAACUAUCAUGCAUACUUUGUUGGAUGAGACACGACAAGAUGAAAUGCAAAUUAUAGGAUGCCAAACACUAUUUGACUUCGUAAAUAGUCAGAAAGAUGCGACUUAUAUGUUUAACUUGGAAAGAUUUAUCCCUAAACUUUGUCAACUAGCUCAAGAAGUUGGGGAUGAUGAGAGAGUGGAGCCACUACGUUCCGCUGGGCUGCAAGCUCUUUCUUCAAUGGUUUGGUUCAUGGGUAGAUAUUCUUAUAUGUCACCUGAGUUUGACAACAUUAUAUCCGUGGUAUUGGAAAAUUAUAGAGCUUUUGGGAAGGAUUCAAAUAAUCUCAACCAGAAUCGAUGGGUACAGGAAGUGCUUAAAGAUGAGCGUAAUAUCUCUCCAAAUGCUUUAAUGAAGGUUCCGUCAUGGAGAUCAGUUGUUAAUGAGAAGGGUGAAAUAAUAGUGACACCGGAAGAUGCUAAUAGCCCUUGCUUUUGGUCUCGUGUGUGCCUUCAUAACAUGGCUAAGUUGGCCAAAGAAGCUACAACCAUGCGGCGAAUUCUUGAAUCGUUGUUUCGUUGUUUUGAUAAUGAGAAUUUAUGGCCUUCUUCACGUGGGGUUGCAUUCCCGGUACUCAAGGACAUGCAGACCAUUAUAGAUGAAUCAGGAGAAAUUACACAUUUUCUGCUGGCUGUGUUAGUCAAGCAUCUUGAUCACAAAAAUGUCCUUAGAAAGCCUAACAUGCAGCUUGACAUUCUAGAGGUUACCACCGCACUUGCACGAGAGACAAAGAUCAGGCCAUCUUUUGCAAUAGUUGGUGCUAUAAAUGAUAUUCUCAGACAUUUGAGAAAAACAUUCCACCAUUCACUAACUGAUGCAGGCCUUGGAGAUGACGUGAUCAGUUGGAACAAAAAGUUUCAAGAAGCAGUUGAUGGGUGCCUUGUGGAGUUAUCCUCAAAGGUGGGUGAUGCUAGCCCCAUUUUUGACAUCAUGGCUUCCAUGUUGGAAAACAUCUCAAGCAUUAAAGCUAUAGCACAAACUACAGUUGCUGCUGUUUACCGUACUGCUCAAGUUAUAGCCUCAUUGCCACAUAUGGCAUACAACAAUAAGGCAUUUCCUGAAGCACUAUUUCAUCAGUUGCUUCCUGCUAUGGUUCAUCCAGACAAUGAAACUCGAAUUGGAGCUCAUCGUAUCUUCUCUGUGGUUCUUGUGCCAUCUUCUGUUUAUCCUCAACCAACUCCAGAUAUAGUCAUUGAUCUCAAAGAUAUUCCACGAUCGCUGUCAAGAAACGUUUCUGCAUUUUCUUCCUCAGCUGCCCUCUUUCAGAAGAUGAAAAGAGACAAGUCUACUUUCAUUAAAGAAAAAGCUCAUAAUGAAGGGGAACCGAAACCCAAUAAUGGUGGGGUGAUAAACAGAAUCAAGUCCACUUAUAGCCGAACAUAUAGCAUAAAAAUUCCAGUGUCUCCAGCUGGAAAAAAGGAUAAUGAGGCGGUUACACUUAGGCUCAGCACUAACCAAAUAUCCCUCCUCCUAUCCUCAAUAUGGGCACAGUCUAUCUCACCUGAUAACACACCUGAAAAUUAUGAAGCAAUUUCUCACACAUAUAGCCUGGUGUUGUUAUUUUCUCGAGGAAAGAACUCUAGUCGUGAGGCUCUAAUUCGAAGUUUCCAGCUGGCGUUUUCUUUGCUAAAUAUUUCUCUUACUGAAGGAGGCUCACUUCCACCAUCACGUCGCAGAUCUCUUUAUACAUUGGCAACCUCUAUGAUAAUCAUUUCCGGGAAAGCCUUUGGCAUUGUCCCUCUUGUUCCGCUUGCUAAGGCUGCACUUGCUAAUAAGAUUGUUGAUCCAUACUUGUGUUUGGUUGAUGAUUGUAAGUUGACUGUUGUUGCAUCUGGUUCAGAUCAUACCAAUAGUGGUUAUGGUUCUAAAGAGGACAAUAGAGCUGCCUUGAGUUCCCUUUUGGAAAUAAAGCCCACACAAGACCAGUCAGCACUGGCUGCUGCAGUUGUGAAACACUUGGAAACCGUCAUAGGGUCUGAAAUAAUCAGCAUAGAGGAGGAGUUGUUGCAUAAAUUUGUCCCUGAUGAUGUGUGCCCAAUAGGCUAUGGGUCAAUAAGUACAUUACUAAAUAAGGGUCACCAGAAAGAUGACGUAAGUGCUCUUAAAUACUAUAUGUGUGUGUGUGUGAUUUUUGAACUUCUAAUUCACUCAAUCUUCUACAUAUUUGAUGUUGAUUUUCUCCAGGUUUCUCCACUCUUUUCACUCGAUGAUGACAUGACCAAACCAAAUUCUGAAAUGGCACUUGAAAUGUCCGACCUCUUAAGUGUUGAUCAGUUGUUAGAAUCUGUUAUGGAAUCGGCACAACAAGUUGGUAGAAUGUCAGUAUGCAAUGCACACAAUAUGUCAUUCUUGGAAAUGACUAAUCACUUUGAGGAGCUUGGAGUGGGAAAGCAAACAAAAAUGUCCAAUGUCAUGGGCAUGCAACAUAAGGCUGUGUACCAAAACGUUGGAGUCCAAUCGCAGGGUGGCAAUCCUUAUAUGGAACAAAGUGCACCUGCUGCAAGUAAACCCGGCCAGGACGCAUCUUCAUUUAGGCUACCGGCAGCAAAUCCGUACGAUAACUUCUUACGAGCAGCUCGAUCUUAAUUUAUUAAAACCAUGACAUGAUUUUAUUCUUGGAUUGUAUGUUAUGAGGUUUGAGCAAUGUGAGUUGUUCUUUUCGGCUCUUUUGUUGUAAAAGUUUUUGACCUUCUUUCUUCAAGGUAAGUGUAAAUUGAGAUUGUAGCUAAUAUAAACAAGUCGUGUCUUAUCCUUUUUCA